Molecule: messenger RNA, 1384 nt
Organism: Daldinia caldariorum
Lineage: Eukaryota; Fungi; Ascomycota; Sordariomycetes; Xylariales; Hypoxylaceae
Product: malate dehydrogenase
Exons: 8
Coding region: 218-1210 (330 amino acids)
Biological process (GO): malate metabolic process; tricarboxylic acid cycle
Cellular component (GO): cytoplasm
Molecular function (GO): L-malate dehydrogenase (NAD+) activity
Source: RefSeq, a predicted model, not a curated record
AACUGCCUGGCAAGCUGGGAAAAUGGUGGGGUAGCGCCAAACAGCAAUAAAGCUAAAGUGGAUUCUCUUUCCUCUACACGUCCUUCUGCCCCGCCUUCCUGCGUAUCACCUCAACUUCCCCCGAUUUCAUCAUCCUUGAUACCCUACAUACAUAUAAAACAAGGUUCUUUGAAGCCAUUUUACCCCACUUCAACUUCAACCUCUCAACAUCGCAAUCAUGGUUAAAGCUGUUGUUGCCGGCGCCUCUGGCGGUAUUGGCCAGCCCUUGUCCCUCCUUCUCAAGCUCUGCCCUCUCAUUGACGAGCUUGCCCUCUACGAUGUCGUGAACACCCCCGGCGUCGCUACCGAUCUUUCUCACAUCUCCUCGACUGCUAAAGUCACAGGCUACCUGCCCAAGGAUGAUGGCGGCAAGAUCGCUUUCAAGGAUGCGGACAUCAUUGUCAUCCCCGCCGGCAUUCCCCGCAAGCCCGGCAUGACCCGUGAUGAUCUCUUCAACAUCAACGCUGGAAUCGUCAAGGGUCUGGUCGAGAUCGCUGCCGAGGUUGCCCCCAACGCCUACAUCCUCGUCAUCUCUAACCCCGUCAACUCCACCGUCCCCAUCGCCGCCGAAGUCCUCAAGGCGAAGGGUGUCUUCAACCCCCAGAGACUGUUCGGUGUUACGACCCUCGACAUCGUCCGUGCCGAGACCUUUGUUGCCGAGAUUGCCGGCCAGAAGACUGGCUCUGAUUUAACCGUUCCCGUUAUUGGUGGUCACUCUGGAGAGACAAUCGUUCCUCUCUUCAGCAAGGUUAGCCCCAGUGUCACAAUCCCCGAUGACAAGUACGAUGCGCUCGUCACCCGUGUCCAAUUCGGCGGUGACGAGGUCGUCAAAGCCAAGGACGGCGCUGGUUCCGCUACCUUGUCCAUGGCUUUCGCCGGAUUCCGCUUCGCGGAGAAGGUGCUGAAGGCCAUCAAGGGUGAGAAGGGUCUCGUCGAGCCCAGCUUCGUCUACCUAAAGGGUAUCCCUGGCGGAGAAGAGAUUGCAAAGGCCACUGGCCUAGAGUUUUUCUCCGUCCCUGUUGAGCUGGGACCCAAGGGUGCCGAGAAGGUCACCAACCCUCUUGCUGGUAUCACCGAGAAGGAGAAGUCUCUGGUAGACGUCGCCAUCCAAGGUCUGAAGACCAACAUUGAGAAGGGCAUUAGCUUCGCUCACAACCCCCCUCAAAAGUAAUUACCCCCUGAUUUAUCCCCGGAUGAUUUUUGCCUCGUUCACGAAGCCUAGCACUGCUGUUAUGUAAUGAGUUCUACCACGGGAGCAUUUUCCCCGAUAGGUUUGGCGUGGUUUAUAGAAAGAGUCAAACCAGACAGUUGAACGAUAAUUGAGAUCGAGUCACUGAUCCUAUGA